UGUCGUCAUUGGCUGCCCUAUUAGAAAAACUACAGGACAAUGCAUACCACCGACUGCCAACUGUAAACAUAGGGGAUAUGUGUUCACUUAGCACGGACUUCUGGGAGGGGCUAAGGAAGGGCGGUCUGGAGUUUUAUUGAAUAGAGCAGUGUGUAUUAGGCUGCCUGCCUGCCUGCCCUCUUGCUGUGCUCCUGCUAGAGAAAUCAGUCCUUCCUUUCCGACUUAGUCCCCAGGAAGAAGUUGCAGCCUGCGAGCUCCAGAUAUUUCGGUGGCAUUGCAAAUACUGUUCCAACUUUUCCAGUUGGUUAUUUGAAACAAGAAGAAUUCACACAAAGUAUCAUUAAAACAUUUUAAGAUCCUUCAGUCAAAUUCUGCAGGGAUUGGUGAUCAACCAGAAGGCUCAGAAGUGGACAUCUGAUUGCUUACCUGUCCAGAUUCUCCUGUCUCCCUAGACCUGAAGCCACGUCAUGGAUGAUUUUGAACGUCGCAGAGAACUCAGGAGGCAAAAGCGGGAAGAGAUGCGCCUUGAAGCAGAAAGGGACAGACCAAAGUGUUAACACAAAGGGAGAACACGGGAGCAUCCUGCACGCUGCAUUUCAGCCACAGAAAGCAUGGCACCUCCGGGGGCCCGGCCCACGCCCUGACCGCCGGGAGGGUCUCAGCACCUCCAGCAACCCGCCGCCCCUUCCAGCUGCCGACAUGCUCGGGGGAUCCGGAUCGCAGGGAAGACGCAGCCUGGCCGCGCUCUCCCAGAUCGCCUACCAGAGGAACGAUGACGAUGAGGAAGAGGCCGCCCGAGAAAGGCGCCGCCGCGCCCGGCAGGAGAGGCUGCGGCAGAAGCAGGAGGAAGAAUCCUUGGGGCAGGUGACUGACCAGGUGGAGGUGAAUGCCCAGAACAGCGUGGCCGACGAGGAGGUGAAGCCAAGCUCCUCGCACACGCAGGCGGAGGGCGACGACGAGGCUGCGCUCCUGGAGCGCCUGGCUCGGCGCGAGGAGAGACGCCAGAAGCGGCUUCAGGAAGCCCUGGAGCGGCAGAGGGAGUUCGACCCCACGGUCACGGACGCGGGCGUGUCACUCCCCAGCAGAAGGACGCAGAACGACGCCGCCGCCGACAGCGAGGCCGCCGAGAAGGAAGAAAAGAGCGAGCGGCGCCAAGAAAGAUACGAGGUCGAGGAGACGGAAAUCGUCACCAAGUCCUAUCAGAAGAACGACUGGAGGGACGCUGAGGAGAAAAAGCAGGAGGAAAAGGAAAAGGAGGAAGAGGAGGAAGAGAAGCCAAAGCAAGGGAGCCUGGAAGAAAAUCAGGUAGAGGUGACGGCAGAAGGCGGAACACCAGACACAGCGGCUGUGCCGUUGGAAACGGGGCAGCUCAGUGCAGAAGAGCCUAGAACAGAGGAGGAGCCGGAGCGGGGUUCAGAUGAGGCCGCCCACAAUGGCAGGAUGGAGACAGAAGGGAGGGAACAAGCGGAGGCAGACAGGGCCAGGCUGGAAGCGGAAGAAAGAGAAAGGAUUAAAGCGGAGCAAGAGCAGAGGGUAGCGGAGGAGCAAGCAAGGCGGGAAGCAGAAGAAAGGGCGGCUGCACAGGAGAGAGAGAGGAGGGAGGCGGCCGAGAGGGAGAGGGUUGAGCAAGAGAGAAGAGCUGCGGAGGAGAGGCAGCGGGCAAAGGCAGAGGAAGAGGAGAAAGCUAAGAUAGAAGAGCGGAAGCUUCGGCAGCUAGGAGAGAACAGGAGCGAAGUGCAAGAGAAAAAGCGCAAAGGGGAAAAGGUAGACGAGAAAAGAGAAGGGAAAUGGGUAAAUGAAAAGAAAGUACAAGAAGAUAAACUUCAGACAGCCGUGCAAAAGAAACAGGAAGAAGAAAAGGGGGCCAAAGCACAAGCUCAAAGAGAAAAGUCCCAAGAAGACAAACCUACCUUCAAAAAAGAGAUCAAAGAUGAGAAGAUUAAAAAGGACAAAGAGCCCAAAGAAGUGAAGAGCUUCUUGGAUGGAAAAAAGGGAUUUACAGAAGUGAAGUCACAGAAUGGAGAAUUCAUGACCCACAAACUUAAACACACCGAGAAUACUUUCAGCCGCCCUGGAGCGGGAGCAAGGGGCAGCGAGGCCAAGGAGGCGGAGGGCGCUUCGCAGGUGGAGGCCGGCAAACGUCUGGAGGAGCUUCGCCGUCGCCGCGGGGAAACCGAGAGCGAGGAGUUCGAGAAGCUCAAACAGAAGCAGCAGGAGGCGGCCCAGGAGCUGGAGGAGCUGAAGAAAAAGCGGGAGGAGCGAAGGAAGGUCCUGGAGGAGGAAGAGCAGAAGCGGAAGCAGGAGGAAGCCGAGAGAAAAGUCAGAGAGGAGGAAGAGAAGAGGAGGCUAAAGGAAGAGAUUGAAAGGCGACGGGCGGAAGCUGCUGAGAAACGUCAGAAGAUGCCCGAAGACAGCUUAUCAGAUGACAAGAAGCCAUUCAAGUGUUUCACUCCCAAAGGUUCAUCUCUCAAGAUAGAAGAGCGAGCAGAAUUUUUGAAUAAGUCUGUGCAGAAAAGUGGUGUCAAAUCAACUCAUCAAGCAGCAGUCGUCUCCAAGAUUGACAGCAGACUGGAGCAGUACACCAGUGCAAUUGAGGGAACAAAAACCGCAAAACCUCUGAAGCCAGCAGCCUCGGAUCUUCCUGUUCCUGCUGAAGGUGUCCGCAAUAUCAAGAGCAUGUGGGAGAAAGGGAAUGUGUUCUCAUCCCCCGCUGGGUCAGGCACACCAAAUAAGGAGACUGCUGGCUUGAAGGUGGGGGUUUCCAGCCGCAUCAAUGAAUGGCUCACUAAAACCCCAGAUGGAAAUAAGUCACCCGCUCCCAAACCUUCUGAUUUGAGGCCAGGAGACGUAUCUGGCAAGCGGAACCUCUGGGAAAAGCAAUCUGUGGACAAGGUCACUUCUCCCACUAAGGUUUGAGACAGUUCAAGAAAGAACCCAAAGUAGCCGCUCGAGAUGCUGGACCAGCUCAGUUGAAGAGGGCUCAUUUGCUCUGUUUUAUAUUUAUGUUGAUUUACUAAAUUGAGUUCAUUUCCUCUUGAUUUAUUUUUCAUUAUCCCAGUAAACCCAUGUAUAUUAUCACUAUAUUUAAUAAUCACAGUCUAGAGAUGUUCAUGGUAAAAGUACUGCCCUGGCACAGGAGCCUGUUUCUAAAGAAACCCAUGCUGUGAAAUAGAGACUUUCCUACUGAUCAUCGUAACUCUGUGUCUGAACAGUGACACCAGCCACCCCGGAAGUCAACAAAAGGAGCUUCAAGUUGAAAAUUGCCUGAGGAAUGUGUGCAGUGUCCAGAAAAACAAACCCUCAUGGUUUGGUUUUGGGUUUUUCUAUUUUAAAUACAGAAGUCAUGUUGUUUUCUGCACUUUAGCAUAAAGCAUGGAAGAAAUUAUCUUACUAGGCAAUUGUAACACUUUCUGAAAUUUACCCAUUUCAGAUUUGAGAUACUGCAAUAAUGAUUUUCUUAAAAAAAUAAUAAGAUGUACUGUUAAGGUAUUACUUUCUUCAUGCUGAUCAAUAUCUAAAUUGGAUUAUGAUGUUAGCUGACAUUGGUACUGAUUCUUUAGGUUGGUUGCUUUGUGGAUUUCUUUGGUAGUGAUAGCGAACCACAUUUUAGUUGACCUGAUCAUGUAUGUAUGUGCAUACACAUAUACAAACACACUAAUGGUAGAAAGCUUUUUUAUGUGCUAGACUAUUAUAUUUAGCAAUAUGUCCUUGUAACUAGCCAAUAUCACAGCUUUUUAAAAAUUAAAAAUCACAAUAUUAUAUUAAUAUUUCAUAUUUGCCAAUAGAUAUAUGGCAGAAUAGGUAUUGAUAUGUUUCCAAUGCCCGAUAACCUGUAAGAAGAAAAGAGAGAUUAGAAGUGUCAAAAUUUGUUGACAUUUUCUAUAAAACAUAGUAUUUAGUUUAUAAUUAAAAAACAAUCUUGAAGUCCUGUGCGAAUUGUCCUAAAUCUACCAUCUGGGUCAAACUCAAAGCUUGCUCAGAACUCUAUUCUAUUCUUAAAAUCGAGUCUACAGUAGGUUGGCUUAAAUGAUAAAUGAGGUCUCUUCCUUCUCUAAAAUUCGAAGACAAGAAUUUUUGCCACAAAACUGUACAGAUUGGAAUUCCACGUGUGGGUAUACUAAGACCAACUUUGGCUAAUGUCUGGAAGCAGGGAAGAAAAGUGAGCAAAAGCCAGUAUUUAGGAGUCAUGACAGUAUUUCCAUUCUUAAUAGACUGAAACAUCUUUUAAAUUAAACUUUUCUACUUUUAUUAGUCAUUGGUACUUUAAGUUGAUAACAUGUUGAAUUUUCAAAAAAUAUGUGUAACUUUUAUUAGUUUUACCUUUUUCCCCAAGAGUGUAUCGACUUGUCAUUUUUACAUUUUGCACAUACAACCUAGAUAUCACAUCUUAUUUUAGCUUUUAAGUGUUCAUCUAUUCUCCACAAUAGAUGAGAAGAGUACUCCAGUGUCUUGGCAAUAUGUUCUAGCAUGGAAAUAUACAUGUAGUGUAAUUCUAUAAACUUAUACCUCAUUUGACUUAACCAAAAUUGUCUUAGUCUCAAUUCCUACCACAUUGAGGGAGCCUCUCAAAUGACUCUUUUCUAAUCUACAGUAUUGCCCUGGAAGAGGGCUAGCCAGGGCAAGGCUGGCGUGAGGAGUGACCACUGCCUUCCAAAGUCUAUUCUCCUCAUGAAUCAGUAAAGAGUUGUUGAGUCCUCUAGCUUCAGCACACCUGGGCCAAAGGAAGAAAAGCCACCAAGAUUGCACAGGUCAUCCGCCCAUGACAGAGUAGACAUGAGUCUAUGAUAAAAUGAACUUGAAUUCACAUGCCAUGCCUGAUUUUAGCAUUGACUCCCUUAACUGGAGUGAAAUGGAUCAAAGUUUGAAUUAAGGCCCAUGGUGAAGUCACAUUGCUUUGUUGUACUUUUGAAUAAGAGCUUCUCCUGAUCACUAUUAUAUAUUUUUUUCCUAGAAAAUCUAAAGUUGAGAAGAGAAUAUAUCAAUCCUGACUUUUAUUCCAAUAUUGGAUGGAAUAAGUUUUAGGGUAGAAUUUUGUUCAGUUUGGAUUUAAUCUUUUGAAAAAUAAAUUCCUUGUUUACUUGUUUGAUUACAAUUCUCUUUGUUAUCUGUAAGAAGUAAGACUGCAAGGUGACUAGCAUGUUCUGUGAAUCUGCCAUUACUAAAAAUUUUAUAAACACUUGAUAUUUUUCACUGAUAAUUGAUCGCUGCAAUAAAUAUAUAUUGUGAAAAUGCAUCCACAAUAAAUGGAAUUCCUCCAA
Ailuropoda melanoleuca (giant panda) is the source of this 5258-nucleotide messenger RNA. It is a transcript of the gene CALD1, whose product is annotated as caldesmon 1. Gene Ontology annotation, cellular component: actin cytoskeleton. Bases 472 to 2916 code for a protein of 814 amino acids. Gene Ontology annotation, biological process: muscle contraction; angiogenesis; actin filament bundle assembly. The transcript has 17 exons. The record is from RefSeq and is a predicted model, not a curated record. Gene Ontology annotation, molecular function: actin binding; calmodulin binding; myosin binding. NCBI's taxonomy places the organism in Eukaryota, Metazoa, Chordata, Mammalia, Carnivora, Ursidae.